Erythranthe guttata (spotted monkey flower) is the source of this 1396-nucleotide messenger RNA. RefSeq names its product secretory carrier-associated membrane protein 5. Gene Ontology annotation, cellular component: recycling endosome membrane; trans-Golgi network membrane. The record is from RefSeq and is a predicted model, not a curated record. Gene Ontology annotation, biological process: protein transport. NCBI's taxonomy places the organism in Eukaryota, Viridiplantae, Streptophyta, Magnoliopsida, Lamiales, Phrymaceae.
CUCACAGCAAGUCCACGCGCCUCUCUCUCUCUUCUCUCUCUCUAAACGAACUUUCUCUGAUUAGAAUAUAAUUUCCUGGCAUUGAAUGAACUGUCCAAAAUUCUUCUCCUCUAAGCUUCCACACUUACCUUUUACCCUUUUCUAACACCGUCCUAAUUUCACUAUUUAGAUCUCAAAAUCUCUCUUUCGUCGCUCUCUGCAAGUGUUAAAGGAAAUGGCCGGCCGUUACGAUAGCAACCCUUUUGAUGAAGGAGAUGAAGUUAACCCCUUCUCUGAUGGAGGGGGAAAAGGAAAAGCAGCUGGUCAGUCAAAGUUUAGUAGAGGUUCAUUCUAUACAUCGAAUACUGGUAGCGUACCUCCUGCUUCAAAUUCAAGGCUGUCACCCCUUCCUCCAGAGCCUGCUGAUUUCUACAACCCUACAGCUUCAGUCGAUAUUUCACUUGAUAGUGCUUCGGAUCUGAAAAAGAAGGAGAGAGAGCUGCAGGCUAAGGAGUCUGAAUUGAAAAGGAGGGAACAGGAAGUAAGGCGGAAAGAAGAGGCUGUUGCACGAGCUGGUAUAGUUAUCGAGGAGAAAAACUGGCCUCCAUUUUUCCCUAUUAUCCAUCAUGAUAUUGCGAAUGAAAUACCAAUUCAUCUUCAGAAGCUGCAAUAUGUUGCGUUUACGACCUUGUUAGGACUUGCUUUUGCACUUCUAUGGAAUGUCAUAGCCGUGACUACUGCAUGGAUUAAACAAGGAGAUGCAAAGAUUUGGUUUCUUGCCAUUAUCUACUUCAUAUCUGGGGUUCCAGGAGCCUAUGUGUUAUGGUAUCGUCCUCUCUACCGAGCUUUCAGGAAUGAGAGUGCUCUGAAGUUUGGGUGGUUUUUCCUAUUUUACAUGCUCCACAUUGGAUUCGUCAUCUUUGCUGCCGUUGCACCUCCCGUUGUUUUCAAAGGGAAAUCUCUAGCAGGUAUACUGCCAGCCGUAGAUCUCAUAGGCCAGCAUGUUCUUGUUGGGAUCUUCUACUUCAUCGGUUUUGGACUCUUCUGCGUCGAAGCGGUUCUCAGCGUCUGGGUUAUACAGCAAGUCUAUAUGUAUUUCCGAGGCAGUGGCAAAGCAGCCGAGAUGAAGCAACAAGCUGCUAGGGGAGUCAUGAGAGCAGCAAUUUAAUUGUUGACGAGUUUGUUCAUAAAGCCGACUCUUUUCCGUAUCGAGCGUUCGUUUUUUCCUUUUCUUUUUCGGGAUGAUUGAAGGAAGUACAGUCAAUUUUUUCAUGAUAGUAAAGAUUUUGGGUCUAGAAAGAAGAGAGAGAAAGGUAUAUCCGCAUGGAUUAUUUUGGAGCUAUUUGUAUUUUUGUUGAUUCAUGAUUGUUUGCAUAUACUUUUAUACAAUACUCUCAUUAUUUGUUUCAUUUCAUGC